Molecule: messenger RNA, 3536 nt
Organism: Lolium perenne
Lineage: Eukaryota; Viridiplantae; Streptophyta; Magnoliopsida; Poales; Poaceae
Source: RefSeq, a predicted model, not a curated record
AAAAAUGAUGGGUCCGAAGGCGAUGACACACCCUGGACACGGUGGGUCCGUCGCUGGUAUGGGGAGGGCGGCAUCUCUAGCCCGCCGCUGCCGACAGACACUCCAGCCUGGCGUGGGUUCAAGCGGCUGUUCGCCACUUACCGUGGGCUCACCAACGUUAGGGUGGGCGACGGUGCGGCCACCUCGUUCUGGUUCGACAAUUGGCACGCCGCGGGGCCCCUGUUCUCUUGCCUCCCCGCCCUGUUGACCCACUGCACGGCCCCCGCGCUCACGGUCGCCGACGCCCUCCGUCAAGCUCGCCCCGAUCUCCCACUGCAGGGCCGGCUUACCGUCACGGUGCAAAGGCAGCUGGCUGUCCUAGAGGCGUCCCUCUGGAAUGCUACAUUGGCUGAGGAGCGAGACUCGCGCCUGCUCCCAGGAGGGGCCAAGUUCACCGCGGUGGCUGCGUAUCGCAUCAUUCGCUACUCGGGCGUGGCCAUGCCUUUGAUGGACACCAACUGGGAAAACUUCGCUCCUCUGAAAGUCCGGAUGUUCUUCUGGAUUGCUCGGCAUGGGAACACCAGGACGCGCGCGCUCCUUCAUCGGCAUGGGUGCCUUCCCUCCCCGUGCUGCCCCUUCUGCAAUGAAGACGAAGACCAGCUCCACCUCUUCUCCAGAUGCGCGCGCCUGACACCGUUGUUCUCCGCUGUUGGAGCCCCUGCCGCAGCCAUGGCAGACGACCUGGAGGGUGUCUGCGUUGCGCUCGCCGGCCCGCUCCAUGCUCACGCUCCCCUUGUCCGAAAUUCGCUGGUGCUCCUGCUGCUCUGGAUAAUAUGGAAGAGCAGGAAUCGUAUGGUCUUUGAUAAUGUCCGGAUGCGCACUCGGUGCAUGGUUGCUAUGCUGGUGGAUCACUGCGAGCUCUGGAUUCACCGUCUACCUCGUCACGCCUCGCGACAUUCAGUAGAUGUGUGGCUGCUACAGCUGCGGGAGAAUGCCCUGUGAUGAGUGUGUGUUUUUAUUUUCAGUUGGGCUUCUCUUCUCACCCCUUUUGUACCUCCUUCUUAGCCUCCCUGUACCUCCCUGGGGCCUUGCCGCUUUCACGUUGAAAUAAAAAGUGAGAAAGGACUUCAGGUGGGGUUUUUUUGCCUCCCACCGUUGAGUUGUCAAAAAAACAAUGAUGUACAAAUGUACAGUACAUGCACCUUUGCAGGGGUAACCAUCCUACCAAUAAGAAGCACCAAGCAGAAGUUCAAAUCUAAACAACUAAACUGGAAUACCGUUACAUAAACUCCAUCCAGUACCAAAUCACAAAUAACACUACUACCGUCCUUGCAGGCAAGUUUUGGUUGAUUUUGCCUGAGGGCAUACCCAGACCGACAAACAGCUUAUUCUACCCUGCUCCCUCAGUUGUUCUUUACAGCCCACUUGCUGUAUACCUGCCCAAUAUUGUAAGAGCACAGCAACUUUAGAUCUAUGGUAUAUUACACCGGAGCAUGUCCUAAAAACUAAUCAGCAGUACAUAUAGAUAUACUCUUUUCUACUGCUCCUGUGUUACUCUCACGUAGGUAAUGUAUGGGGUCAUUGGGAUAUAAUUGGGACUUAUAACCCACCACUAGUUCAUCCGGAGAGUUCUAGUUCAUUUUUUUCUUUCUCAAAAUGUAAACUAAAAACCCUCAAACGAACUUGGGAUAUAAGUGGGAUCCCAUUUAAGACCCUAGUUAUGUAGUCACUACCCAGAUUGAUAAGCCUCACAUAACUCUGGCAGCUUCAUCCCUUAUGUAUUUGACUAAUGUUGCAUAGGUUUAGCAAUUACUCAGAAAUCAAAACUGGAUGCGAUAGAAUAUAUCAUGGUGGCCAGUUAAGCCGAUCUGUUCAGGCAAAGCUUCUUCAUCUAGUAUGCCAUAAUGAGGAAACCAAUUGAUGUUCAGGGUCCUUGAGGACUGAGAAUCACAUUGCUUAUGAGAGCUGAGGAGAAUAGAAUGACCUUGUUGUUCAAACACAUCAUCAUUUUUUUAUACUAAGGCAAUCUUUGGUAUCACGGUGUAUUAUAUUUAUCCCAUUUUCCUAACUCUAACCGGAUUCUUCCUAUUAGGAUAUUCUAUCAUUUGACUAACCUAUUUAUUCAUAAUUCCAUGACCAUUCUUCGCUCCAGGUCAUAAAGUAAGUCGAGCAACCCCAGACUGAGUCUCAAAAGGAAGGACUACAAGAAUGAACUUGAAAAGAGACAAUAAGCACCAGACAUGUUUGAAGGAAUCUGCUAGGGUAAGAACUCACGAGUCACAAAUGUGGUUCAUGAAAUGUGGUUGAUCAUAUUGUUCCAGGCUUGCUUUCUGAUUUUCUGGAAGCGUGUUGAAGAUGCAACAGUAUUAUGACUGCAGAAUUCAGCAGGUUAGUUUCUAUCCCGUUCACAAAUCAACCGGUUAAAUCCCAGUUCUGCUCACAUCCCUUGAUGCAAGCUCUUGGUACAUGGUGCCAUUAUUGGAGCUCGGGUUUGCAUGGUAAAAUCUUGAAGUUGUAACUUUAGCAGGCAAAUGAUGUUAGGUCGAUAGGAGCGUACUGUCAAGUUCCUUUAUAUCUGAAAGGGACAUGUGAGCAAACGGAAGUACUUGUGUAGGCAGUAGCCUGUACCCCAUGCAGCAUCACCUCUACACAUUACUACUACACAGUAACUUGUGCCACUAUAUGGCAAAUCCAACACUAACUCACACAAAAGCCAUGUUUACCUUGCCCUCUCUGCCUGUCCUCUACCCAUCAACCACUGUUUGCUGAUAAUGGAGAAGAUGGUAGGGGUGUUGGUGUCGGUAGGGCGACAUCCAUUUCUGUUGCAUGCUAGUUCAGUCACUUGGCAGACUCCAGAGCUUGCACCUGCCUUCCUGAUUGUUUGUCUUCCUUAUUGGCAGCAUCCAUUUCUGAGAACAAAGGUAUGCCUAACUGUUGCUUGUUUGCUGUUUUUUUUCUCAACUUUGAACUACGUACAUGUAGUUUUCAGUGUGUAGGAGUUUCAGGAGAAGAUAAACACAGGAUACAUGAAUCAAGAUAAGAUGCACAGUGACAGCUGAUCAGGAUGGGAUUACAGGAGGAAGCUCAGGAUCCACUUUGAACCAGGGUUAAUUUCCCAGUAGUAUUACUGGUGGCCAUCUUUUGGAACUAGAAGCAGCAACUAAAACCACAGUUAGAAGUUCUGAUGACAUAUGAACGCUACAGGGUGAAGUAUUUACCUGUAAAUUUUGGUUGAUAUUUUUUUUUGGACUGGCCAUCAAUAGCUGUGUUUUCAACCUGUGUUUUUAACCAAAAUUUAUAGGCACAAAGUUGAUCCUACAGCAUACAAACUUCUGAAACUUGUCUUUCCAGGUGUGGAUUUUGGAUUUGGGUAUCUCGGUGCCCAGGCUCAGAUUAUUAUUUGGUAGUAUUUCGAGCAAUCCCCAACUAUUUUGUUGUUUUACUUUCUUAUAUUGUUAAUAAUAUAAGUUAACUGGUUUAUGCGGAAUCCCUGGCUGUCUGGCUAUGGAGCACAGUAUAAAUUUCAUGAGCAGUCCUCGGAAUAAGCUCAUUGUUUA